Molecule: messenger RNA, 1026 nt
Organism: Hippocampus comes (tiger tail seahorse)
Lineage: Eukaryota; Metazoa; Chordata; Actinopteri; Syngnathiformes; Syngnathidae
Product: mitochondrial intermembrane space import and assembly protein 40-like
Exons: 2
Molecular function (GO): protein binding
Source: RefSeq, a predicted model, not a curated record
CUGAAGACGAGGAAGCCAAGGCUGCCGUGGUCCUGCAGACCAACUUCCGAGGCUACAAGGAGAGGAAGAAGUUUAAGGAGAGAAAGAAGACCAUGGCCGGAUCCGAGCUGCAGCUGCCACCCGUGUCACCGCCGGAAGCCGAACGUGGCCAAGAAGAAGCGGAAGGUGCCAAGAGCCCCGAGGAGGAGGAUGAAGAUACGUAUGAAGCGGAGGAGAACGGAGACAGCGAUCACACGCAGGUGCCGGACGACGAAGACAACAUCGAAGUGGCGGAUGAGCUGGUGUUUUCAUCCGGGGAAGAAGUCCCGCCCGAAGAGAACAGAGACGACUCGAUCUCGCAGGAGGAGUCCGAAGCUGCCACGGUCCUCCAGAGUAAUUUCAGCAGCCACGAGGAGAGGAAGGGGCUUCAGGAGGAAGCCAAGAGCAACCUAAAGAACCGCUAUGAGCAGGAAACUUCCGACGAAGAUGCCGUGGAGCAGGACAGCGCAGACCCGGAAGAGACCAAGGCUGCCACGGUCCUUCAGAGUAACUUCAGGGGCCACCAGGAACGCAAACGACUUGAAGAGGAAGGGAAGACCACCGAGAGUAGGACAGAAGAACUCAAAGUGGAGCCAGAAUCAUUUGACAACCUUGAGGUCCUGGAUGGAGAAGAGGCAACCGAGAAACCUUUAUCCCCCAACGACGUGGAUCUUGAACUAACCCAGGAGGCUUUGGAUGCCUCUGAUGUUCUGUUGGAAUGUGACGCUGAGAAAUGGCGGGAGGAAGAGGCCGCGUUAAAGAUCCAGAGUCAUUUCCGAGGCUAUAAGCAACGCAAGAAGACGAAGGCCAGCAAGCAGGCGGCGCAGAAGGAAGCCCAGCAGCUGGAGACCUUCUCCAAACAGAUCGCCAAGACUUCUCACCACUUUGUGGCCCUGCAGCAGAAAUUGACGGAGAUUAUCCAGGCCCAUCAAUCAAACCCGGAGAGGAACGGCAUGUUUGUCAAGGAGAAACCAAUCAAUGGCUUUGCUUCCCCGAUGUACAAAUCAC